Molecule: messenger RNA, 3441 nt
Organism: Rosa rugosa (rugosa rose)
Lineage: Eukaryota; Viridiplantae; Streptophyta; Magnoliopsida; Rosales; Rosaceae
Exons: 7
Coding region: 312-2972 (886 amino acids)
Molecular function (GO): zinc ion binding; DNA-binding transcription factor activity, RNA polymerase II-specific
Source: RefSeq, a predicted model, not a curated record
AUUUGGAGUCUGCUUGCCGGCCUCCCAUCUGUUUGAAGUCUGAAAACUGAAUCGGAAGGCAUCGUUGACCCAAAAAGUUGCAGAUAAGUGGUGUUCAUAUUCUCAGGCCGUCUGAUAAUUUAGUCUGUGUUUUUCAUUCUAAGGUGAAGGCUACUAGUGGAUCCACUGCAGAAAAAUACGCUUCGAGUUCGAGAUCAUGUAAAUUCAUCUGAAUUGGAGACGUUGAUUGAUUAGAUCACCGCUCAAAGCAACCAAGCCUACAAAGCCAAUUUCACCACUAAUUGUAGAAAAUUAUAUUACCGCCAUCUAUCAUGGAGCAUGUGGCUACAUCAACAAGUGGUAAUAAUGUAGGCAGUGGAUGUACAAGGGAUUACACUAGUGAAUUCACAACGACUGAGACAUUCAACAGCAAAGAAGAGUUAAAAAUCUGGGCCAAAAAUGUUGGGAAGGAGUAUGAUAUUGCUAUUGUCGCGUUAAGAUCUGACAGUGGGGAAGGCAAAAAGAAACCUGGAGUUACUUUGGCUUGUGAGAGGAGCGGAAAAUGUGAUGGACGAAAUAUUAGUUCCAAAAAAAGUACAACAGCUAAAGGUCGACGUACCGGAACAAAGAAGUGUGAUUGUCCUUUCCGGUUAAGGGGUGAGAAGCUAGCUGCUGGUAAUGAGUGGAAGCUAACGGUAGAUGCUGGAAUUCAUAAUCAUACAGUUCAUAAUCAUACAGAAGGACGCCCCCAGAGGGGCCAUUCAUCUCGGGGUAGAUUAAGUCAAGAGGAGAAGUCAGUAGUGAAGGAUAUGUAUAAAAGACGGGAGAAGCCUAAGGAUAUAAUAAAAGCACUAAAAGGGAGGGACAAACACAACAAAUCCACAUGUAGGACAAUAUACAAUGAAGUUCAAAGUUUGAAGCGUAGAGAUAAACUUAAGGAUGAAAUUCACCAAAAAAGAAAAAAAUCUGAGGGUUCUCGAUUGCAACAAUUAAUGAGUAAGGCAGAGGAGUACGAUUACAUUGCGAAGCACAGAACUAGUCCAAUGAGGGACAAUGUGUUUGACUGCUUCUUUCUGACACACCCCAGUAGCUUCGAAUUGUUACGCGCAUUUCCAACUGUUUUGAUAAUACGAACACAGUGUCAGAGAUGGGAGUGGGCCACGGUAGAGUUUUCGGGAGUUACGUCAACUGAUAUGAUAUUUCCUGUUGCUUCGGCUAUCCUUUCUUCAAAAUAUACUAGUGGUUAUGAAUGGGCCUUAAAUUCAUUCAUUUCAUUGCGAGGUGUAAUGGAUGAUGAUGGUAUUGUCAUGCCUGAUAUUGUAAUUCUCGACACCUAUUUGGAAUUGGAUGACAAGAUUUUCUGCCUCACAAAACUGAUAAAAGCCAGUAACGACGUCUUCAGUACGGCUAAACUUUUGUUUUCUGUGGAGUAUCCUCUCCAAUUAAGGUCAGUGAUCGGUAAUUCCGAGGUGUCCUUCUAUCAGAGGUGGAAUCGUUUGAUAGAAUCCAGUACUGAAGCCGAUUUCCAGCAAGAUUUAACGAAGCUAGGCAGCGAGUCAAGUGGGUAUCCAGUGGCAGUUAAAUAUUUUAACACUUUGUCGAAGCUUAAGGAAACGUGUGUUGCAGCAUGGACAGAUAAAGUUAUGCACUUUGGGAAUACAAAACGGCAGAAGAGGAUGAGCUAUUGCAACUUGGUGAACUUGCUAUUAUUUAUUUGGGAGAAUUAUUUCAAUAAAUGUAAAGAUCCUGUAGUCGUAGAGCAAACAACAAUCGACAGGUUUUGGCAGAGAAUGCAUAGUCGGAAUGAGAAAAUUCGCCUAGAAAUUGACAAUUCGUUUCUGGAAUCUUUAAAGAAUGGGUACAUUAAUGACAAACAUGCGCUCCCAGUGUUGAAGGGACUCCAUGGGGCUAUUUCCAUUUAUGCAUUAGACAUGAUCCGUGACCAGGCCAAGCUAGCCAAUAAGAUAGAUGAUGACCAUAGUGAGUGUAGUUGUCCUAUAAAACGUACCCAUGGCUUACCAUGUGCACAUGAAAUUGCCAAGUACAUGAAAGAAGGUCGACCUAUUCCACUUGAAUGCAUCAAUUCUCAUUGGAGGACUCUUCCCCGCUUGAAACCUUCGACCCCCAAUGUGUAUGAGACGCUGAAACGACUUAGGUUAAGUGAGGAGAUUAUUACAAAUGCUCGUUCUGCUCUAUCCUUACCUGGCACUGUGGAAUCUGAACGUAAUUCACCGAAUGCUUGUUUAUCGACACAAAAGUCGCAGCCAGGGGAUGAGGUGUAUGACAUCCAGACAACUAAGCAACUUGAGUUUGUAGAUGUAUGUCCGGUAUUGAGGCAAUAUAUCUCUCAUGUAAAGGAUGUUCCAAGAGAUGGCCAUUGCGGUUUUAGAGCUAUAGCAGCAUUUAUGGGUUACAGUGAAUUGGUUGGAUGGGUGAAAGUGCGGGAGGACUUAAGAAAUGAGCUUAAGCUUAACUCAUCUCGCUAUGCCGAACUCUUUGGUUCAGAACAAAGGGUUAAUGAAUUACUUGUUGCAUUGGACUAUUACGACGGUAGUUGUUUCCAGAAGAAAUAUUGGAUGACUAUGCCUGACAUGGGUCAUAUUAUAGCAUCUUGUUAUAAUGUCGUACUCAUGCAUUUGUCUUCAGUUCAGUGUUUUACAUUCUUUCCACUUAGAACUGCACCCACAUCAUUCUCAAUAUCAUCAACUAGAGUGAUUGUUAUUGGAUUUGUCGAAGAACAUUUUGUCCAGGUAUAUUUGAAAACAGAUCAUCCAAUGCCUCCUCCAACUCCAGCCCCCACCAGAAAGAAUCCUCAUGGAGCAACAAACUGGGAAAGAUUUCAUGAACAACGUUCCACAGAAUGGGCAACUCUAUACCUCGGUCGCAUUGAGCAUUUCAAAUCCUUACAGCCCGAGGUCGUCUCACAAAAGAACCCAGUUGUGCUUGAUAUUGAUUCUUGCACUUCUGAAGACAAUAUGGAUUUACUAUUUUGAUUCUUUGCAAGGGGAUUGAACCCUUAUCCCAUUUCCUAAUGACAAAGUAUCGAAAUUACAAGACAUGUGACCUGUUUGUUCUUCUUUGUUAGAAUUGCCCCGCAGCAUUGUUAUUGGAAAAUUUGAGGACCAUUUGUGGGUUACAUGAAUAUCCUUUAGUGCAUGAUGUUCCAUAGAGGGCAAGGCUAGGAGUGGUACGAUCGAUCUGAUUGUGAUUAUAUCUUACUUUGUAACAUCGUCGUUGUUAUAAUGAUACAUGAUUAGUAUCUAGAUAAUUAAAAUUUGACAAGAGAAAUUAUGGGGUAAUUCGGAUCAGAGGACUGCGAUAUGAGUACGAUUUGGAAAGAUUGGUAUCAAGGAGACAAGGACUAACUUGUGAUACAACCGGCUGUACGAAUUUGAAAUGCUCGGUUGGAUAAAGCAACAAAAUGACUUGCUUUUGGUUGUUUUGCACAUCCCGGGUGAUGUG